Messenger RNA from Pristis pectinata (smalltooth sawfish), 8818 nucleotides. It is a transcript of the gene pomgnt2, whose product is annotated as protein O-linked mannose N-acetylglucosaminyltransferase 2 (beta 1,4-). The coding region runs from base 393 to 2147 and encodes 584 amino acids. Gene Ontology annotation, molecular function: protein O-acetylglucosaminyltransferase activity; protein binding. NCBI's taxonomy places the organism in Eukaryota, Metazoa, Chordata, Chondrichthyes, Rhinopristiformes, Pristidae. The transcript is spliced from 5 exons. Gene Ontology annotation, biological process: protein O-linked glycosylation via mannose. The record is from RefSeq and is a predicted model, not a curated record. Gene Ontology annotation, cellular component: endoplasmic reticulum.
GAGCAGUGGGAUGAUUGCAGAGCGGCGAGUCACGUGUGGCGGCGUGUGACGUGUCCGAGGCAGGAGGUUGUGUUGUGGAAGCGGUGCUGGGCCGGGCCUGCAAUUGCCAGUGUGUAGCACAGACGCUGCCACUGUAGGAACCAGACUCUGGAGUUCGCUGAAUCAGAGAUGCUGCGAGGUGACUGAAAAAGUUGAAAGAAACUGAAAGCACCACCAAAUCUGUCUGCUGUUGCCAAGCAAAUACUGUUUUGCUGAAUGGAGACUCAAGUGUAGGAAGUGUUGGGCCAAAACCUGAAUAGUUUUCCAAGUCUGUGAAGAACUUCGAGGGUCUUCACUUUGCCUUGAGAGGGUCUCUUCGCCAUCUCCUUGCUGUGAUAUGCACUCAGCUCUACAUGUAUAAAUCAAACCGCAAAAUGAGCAUAGCAAUUAUUUUCAACGCUCUGCUUGUAUCCAUCCUGGCGGCAGUGCUGUGGAAGUAUGUCAAGUUGUGGGAGCAUGCCACUUCACUAGAGGAAGAAUUGAUGCUAUCCCAGCAAACCCAAGAACUGUCCCAAGUGAGGAUUGACUACCACGCAGCCCUGCAGGCUCUUAUGGAAAAUGGCACCAGAAUGGUUUGCAUAGGGAGGAUGCAUACUGAGCGGAUCUGUCGGAUUGAAUCCCUCUGCUACUCUACUGAGGCCGAAGAGUUUGUCUUCUUCCAUGGCAAUGCUUCUAUAUUGCUGCCAAACCUGGGCUCGCGGCGGUUCCAGCCUGCUCUGUUGGACCUGUCUUCGGUAGAAGAUCAUACCGCACAAUACUUUAAUUUUGUUGAAUUGCCUGUUGCUGCUCUCAAGUUCAUGCAGAAGCCAGUCUUUGUGCCAGAUGUUGCAAUGAUCAUGAACCGGUUCAAUCCAGACAACCUCAUGCACAUCUUCCAUGAUGAUCUGCUCCCAAUCUACUACACAAUGCAGCAGUUCCCAGACUUGAAUGAAGAUUCGCGCCUAGUCUUCAUGGAAGGUUGGAAUGAAGGGUUGCACUUUGAGCUCUACAAAUUAUUUAGCAACAAACAACCUCUUCUGAGGGAACAGUUAAAAAGUCUUGGGAGCUUGCUUUGCUUUACAAAAUCUUAUGUUGGGUUGUCGAAAAUGACAACUUGGUAUCAGUAUGGCUUCAUCCAACCUCAGGGACCGAAAGCAAAUAUACUGGUAUCUGGCAAUGAAAUAAGGCAAUUCACACAAUUCGUUGUGGAAAAGUUAAAUGUUACUACAGGCUCCAGUGGUGAAGAGUACAUUGUACUGUUCAGUCGCACAGUCAACAGGUUAAUUUUGAAUGAAGCGGAAUUGAUCCUAGGUCUGGCACAGGAGUUUCAGAUGAAGACUAUUGCAUUGUCUCUGGAUGAAUAUUCCUUUGGAGAUCUUGUAAGACUAAUUAGCGGCGCCUCCAUGUUGGUCAGCAUGCAUGGAUCCCAACUGGUGAUGGCACUGUUUCUGCCCAGGGGUGCUGUGGUAGUUGAACUCUUCCCUUAUGCAGUGAACCCAGAACAUUACACACCCUAUAAAACCUUGGCAUCUCUCCCAAACAUGGACCUUCAGUAUGUUGCUUGGCAGAACACUAAGGAAGAGAAUACUGUUACCUAUCCUGACAGGCCCUGGGAACAAGGUGGAAUUGCUCACCUAGAUAGGGCUGAACAAGAACGCAUAGUAAAGAGCAAAGAAGUCCCUCGCCACCUGUGCUGCCGAAAUCCUGAAUGGCUAUUCCGUAUUUAUCAGGACACACUCAUAGAUAUGCCAUCGCUAAUGACCACAAUUCAUCAGUCGGUGAGAUCCAAACCUCCUCUCGGAAAGGUUAAAGCAAGAAGUAUAAUAUAUCCUGGGAAAGUGCGAGAUUCCACAUGUCAAGCCUCUGUCCAGAGUGCCAGUGAAGCAAAAUUGUCAAUUUCAUGGCAAGUACCUUGGAAUCUGAAGUACCUAAAGGUAAAAGAGGUGAAAUAUGAGGUUUGGAUCCAGGAACAAGGUGAGAACACGUAUAUGCCCUACAUUUUGCCUCACCAGAACUACACGUUUGUAGAAAACAUUAAACCAUUUACAACCUAUCUGGUUUGGAUAAGGUGCAUCUUUAAUAAAAACCUUCUCGGCCCAUUUGCAGAGGCACUGGCUUGUAAUACAUAAGGCAAGAUUGCUGUAUGGGCAAGGAGGAAACAUCCUGUACUUCACUAUGUCGUGUGGCUCAAAAGUGUGUAAUUCAAUAUUCUGUUAGCCCUGUAGUUGACAAAGUGUGUAACGAAUAACAGGACUGAUCUUAAAUAACGAGUUGUUUUGGGGCUUUGUGCACAGUGUUGACCUGACGCAAAGAAACACAGUUAAAAGGCAACUAAUCUGGCUGGAAUAAGAUUCACUCUGGUUGUGAUGGAUCAUAACAAAGAUUAGUAUUAAGUGAUUGGACUGGUUUUUAAUGCACUCGUUUGAAAUGACUUUAAGGGCAUCCCAAAUCAGAAGUUCAGUAUUGAUGGGAUCGACUGUGGACAUUAAUGGUACCACAGGAUAUUGUAUUGUGCAGUCCAGAGAGAUUGUGGAUGUUUGAAUCUUCGUAACGAAGCCACUGCUGGAGUUUAGAAGCAACACUGGUUAACUUGGUUUGAUGAAUGACAUAAUAGUAUUACACAUCAAUCAACCGAAGUGGAAAAUAACAGCUAAAGAUUCAUCAGCAAACAUUGUGAGGCACAGCUGUUGAGAGCAUUGCGCAUGGUUGGUGUGAUUCAAGCCACAGUGGCAGAAAAGCAUAUGUUCCAGUGUGUAAAUUAGCUCAGGUGAACUUGGUGGUUGACGUAUUUUGUGCUCUUGUAAAAAAAAAAAUUUGUUUCGAUCCAACAGCGAUUCUCACUGUAAUAACUUGUUCCCUCCGAUUGUAAAAUGCUACAUUUCUGACUAGUGAAAGCAAUCGGUGGCCUGUAAGAAUCCAGUAGGUGUGACCACCUUCUCCCAACCCAGCUUCAGAUGCCAAGAACAUAUCAUCUUUGAGCUUCCUGUUCCUCAUCUUCAAAGAUUCCUUAUGCCAUAUAUUGAAGAGCCUUUUGUGGAAGACAGGAUGUCUGUCUGCUUCAGUUUUCCAUUGAACUUUUGAAGACUUCUGAUUCUAAAAUCCUGUUUAUGAAUUUAAAGCAAAAUGUAUCUGCUUUCAGAUUAUGCUCUUUUAACCUUCUUUCAAAUUCCUAUCCCUUUUUGGAAAAGUACCUGCAGUUGAACACAGUAAAUUCAAGUAAUAUGAAGAUGAGGAUGUUAUCCAGGAGCAGAGAUCACAGAGGAAGAACGGUGAGGGAGAGACUCAUGGAUAUCCUUGUAGAGAGGAGGAAACCUUCUUCAAAGUGGUUCUGAUGCAGGGUCUUGACUCGAAACAUCGACUUGCACCUUUUGCCUCCACAGAUGCUGCUUGAUCCACUGAGUUUCAUUUAAAUUCAAGUAGUAAUCUUCUUUCCUAGCUGAAUCUCCAUACCAACAGUACUCCAGCUGUGCACAAACAAUGGCUAAAUAUAAUUGUAAAAUCUUCACUUGUGGACAUUACCAUAAAUAUGCACAUAAUUAUUAAUGUAAGUGGAUUAGGUGCAAAUCUAGAUUUGACAGAUUUAUUCCCCCAGUUGGAAGUGUCUGCAUUGGGAAUCACUGAGCAGAGCAUAAGGUCAUUCUUUCUGAAUCGGGCAAGAUGAGACAAAAGACCACUUCCUAAACUGGAGUAUCUUUAAUGAAAGCCAGGGAUCUUAUGUGGUUUAGAAUUUUCAAGUAUAAAAUGUAAACCGUUCAACAAAGUAUCAACAGUCCAUCACAAACUAAACUCCAACAGAAUAGUCUUCAGUAGGUUAAUUGCUUUUGAUUUUAAAAAGAAUCAUGUUUGGAUGCAAUUAGAAAACUUCUGGUUUCCGAAGACUAGGUUGGUGGUAAAGUGAGUUCCAUGGAUUCCAUUUGUUAUGACACAUUAAGUAUCAGCAUAAUUUCUUCCUUGUGAGAAAACUUGAAGGUAAUGGUUUCCCCUUGAGCAGGUCAGAGAAUGGAUAUACUGCAGCUAGUGACUUACCCCUUGGCUCUCAAAAGUUUUUCCACCAUCUACAAGGCACAGCUUGGGAUUAUAUUCGAAUACUCUCCAAUUGUCUACAUCUCCAUCAGCACUCAAGAACCUUGACACCAUCCAGGACAAGGCAACCUACUUAAGAUGAACAAUGCAACCUACUUGACCACCAUGAACGUUCACUCCCUAGCCCACAACCACAACACGGCUAUAGUCUGUACCAAGUACAGAUUGAGGGCUUUGACAAUAUCUCUUAAAUCUGAUCUAUACUACUUGGAAAAACAAAAUUAGCAGGGAUAUUGGAACACCAUAGCCUGCAGGAUCCCCUUCAAGUAUUGUACCAUUCUGACUUGGAAAUAUAUUGAAAUUCCAUUGUUGCUGGACUAAAUUCUGGAACUUCUCGUGCAACAGCAUUGCGGAGUACCUUCGCUAUAAAGGACUACAGUGUUUCAAGGCACAUAGACACAUAGCCAUUACUCCCUCAAGGGCAAAACCCAGCUAUGCCCUCGUCCUGUCAAGAUAGUUACACAAAGCAAAUAAAAUGUGUAAAAUCAAUUCCAGUCACUCAGAGCAGUGUAGGCUACAGGUGUGAUUGAAAGGGAGAAGAUAAGAUACCUUUAUUAGUCACAUGUACAUCGGUCUUCAUUCUAUCCAGGAUGUAUGAUGUCACUGUGUAUUCUGUUUUUUCCAAAGUCACAUAGUUCAUUGUUAAUGACAUCUUAAAUAUGAUAGCUGCAUUCAAAAUUAGAUCUGUGAGUUAGCCUGAUGCAAGAUGAAAUUCACACCAUCUUAUCUACAUCAGUUUUUGCUUUGUCUUCAUUGUGAACAUUUCUGGUGCCAACACAAUAGGGCCAUCACCAUGUUUAUGGAUCACAGGAAAUCCAACUAUGUUGAUGUAGUCAUUAGCAAUUUAAAAGCAGCAAGCCCAUCUGAUCUGGCAUAAAAUACAUCCCUUAUAAACAUAAUGUGAAUUCUCACUUUUGCGAUGGUGCUAUUGAUCUUGGCAGGAGUUGUAUUUAAGUAUUAAAUGUUGACUAUUGCAGUUUAGUCCCCUGUGGUCCGAUGCUCAUGGGAAAGUUUUUUUUAGGUUUAGCCCUGCAAAUGCUUGCCUGAAAUUGCUGUACUGUUUGUGUGUCUAUAACGUUUGGUACCAUUGGCCUCGCUCUUACUUGGAUAGCAAAAGCUGGUCCAUUGUCUUCAUUAUCUUAAAGGUUGUUCUUGAAUUAUUGAAAACAUGAAACAAGAUGAUAACUGUUUACAGGUAUAUGUUCUAUUGGCAUUGAAGGGAGUCUGUGGUAUAUUGAACACACAAUUGUGUUCUCAGAAUAUAUUCUUGAAAAAUGUUUUGUAUGUUUCACUGUGUGUGUGUUUUAAGUUGUUAGCCAAGAUUGAAAAUGACAAUGAUUGAAGCUUUUAUUUAUUUUUUACUUUUCUUUCUCACCCUCUUUCACAUUUUUUUGUCCUGUUCACAAACUCAACUUUUCAAUUCUAACCUUGCCUCCUACAGUGAAUCCUAAUCAUAGUAAAUGGCUCAUUCAAGAGUUGAUUGCAUACCAGCUACAUAGGGGAGAAUGAUCUGUACUGUUAAACCCAGUUGCAGCAGAUCUCACUUUAUAUAGACUCAAGAACUGCCUGAGCUAAUCCACAAUUUGAAGCACGUUCAGUAUAAAACACUACAGACAAUCAUUUGCUACUCAAGUAUUAGAUUGUUGCCUAAAAAGGCUAGAUGUUCUCCCAGUAUUUUCAGAAAUCAUACUCAGUAAAUUCCAUAAAAAACUUUUAAUGGUCAAAUCAAUUAAUUGCAAUCCCUUUGGAAUCACUUGAAGUUGGGAAAGGCACAAUAUUUUUAAAAUAUGGUAGGUAAAGAUUAGCAACCAGGAAAGUUUAUUUAUGGGGGUCACCUUUGCUGGAGGAGAUCCUGUGAUCAUCUUGACUGUCUCUUAACAAAAUACUCAAAAUUGACAAUGCAAUCACGAUAUUUUAGAAAUCAAAUACUGUACUGUAUUUUCAGGAAGCUUGGAUUACAAACUGUGCCAGAUGCAAAUAAUUUCACAAUUGAAGCCAAUUGGUUACCUUUGAAGAGAGCUCAGUAUUUAUGUGAAUUGCAAGCAGCCCUUCAAAGUACAGGUGGCCAGCUCAUUGGCAGCAUGUUAAAAAUUAGGUUUUGAGGAUGCUUAUGUGGAGCAAAAACUUCAGCAAAGGCUGGUUGAGCCAAGAUCCUGUUUCUAUGCCACAAAUGUUAUGUAAUUAUAUGUUUUUAAAAAAUUUAAACUAGCACAGCUCUUCUGGUUUUGAUGUAUACCCUAUUUAACUUGCAUCUGUGUCACUGACUAGCUGUCGGCAGCUAUCUUGUAAUCAGCACUGCAGUGUGCUGAUUGUAAACCCCUCUUAUUUAUAUGAUGCAUCCCCUGAUCUCUGAAGCCUCCAGUAGAUGCUCGGCAGCUAUAAGCCAGAUGUUGAUGGCUGGAAAUAGUUUGUAUCAGCUCAGCACUGCUACUCUCAAAAUACCCUCAAAGAAAUCAUAGGACAAAAGUGAUGAAGGAUAAAGGAUUUUGCUCUUCAGAUAUGGGGUCUAUUCCUGGUUUCCCUAACAAGAUGAUAAUGCACCCCGUUAUUAAACCCAUGCAACCCUUGGGGUGAAGGUACUGCACUAAUGAGAAUAUUAGGCAAUUAAUUCUUAGAUCUUAGCUUAAUGAUGUGGAGGAAAUGGCAGUGCAUGGGUAACACCUGCACUUCUGAGGCAGACCCUUGUGUGUUCAGUUGCCAUGUUGCAGGCUUGAGAAUAAAAGUUUAGGCUUAUGCUCCAAGUGCAACACUGAGGAGAAACUGUAUUGGUGAAAGUGCGAUUCUUUGGUUAAACUGAGGUCUCAUCUCUCUCAGGUGAACAUAAAAUAUCCCAAUAGCACUAUUUCACCUAGUUAACCUUAAAACAACAUCAGUAUAUGAUUAUUAUCGCAUUACUGCCUGUGGGAGCUUGCUGUGUACAAUUGGCCACCAUAUUUUGUACAUUAUAGACUUCAAUAGUACAUCACUGGCUAUACCAUGCAUACUCUAGUAGUGGAAAUCCACUCUAAGUUUUAAAGUCGGGGUGCUGAAUGAUUUGGAUAGAAGCUUGGAGGUAAAGAUGUUCCCAUGAUCUUACAGCUGUCACCCUUCUCAGUAAGAAAACUUGUGUUGUUGAACUGUGGUAUCAGAGUACCUCUGAGUCUAUGCUCUGCUUCCUUUGGAUAGUUCAUACUCAUUGAUUUAAGAGCUGCAUGUUGCAUUAGAUGCCAGUCUCACAGACAGGUCUCUCUGUAGACUACUGAACUCCUUGGGUCAUUGCACUUGUAAUAUAUCCAGGUGACUAUCCAAUCUCACUUCUGGCAGUUAAUGGAAGAGCAUCAAGGGGACAGGGAGUGUGAUACUUUUCAGAGUUCUCAGUGAUUGUCCUGAUCUAGAAGCAACUGCCAGUGCAUCUGGCCAGAUAAGACUUCUGCCUAGUGAUGCACCCCAAGGUGUCAACAGUGUAGGACUUAACAUUAGCAAUGUCAUUGAAGAUUAGGUUGUGUCAAGCUAUUGCACAGGAUUACAGUGCUGAUCAGCAGCAAGAUAAUGUACUGGCAACUUACUGCGUGGAUGGAGACUGUAUUUCCUAACGUAGGUGCUGCUAACGCCGAUUGCUGAAAAGAUAUCUUCUAUACAGAGUCAUACUAAUACUGCAUUUAUGUCAUGGCUCACUUGUCCCAAAGGCCAUUGUUAUACUCUGGGAAGCAGUGACUUCCCACAAACAGCGGUGAUAUUGACUGUAGUAAUAUCAAAAUAGAGUUUAUUGUCAUAUGCAUAAGUACAUAUAUGCACAGGUGCAAUGAAAAACUUACUUGCCGUAGCACCACAGGCACACAGCAUCAUAUAAGCAGCAUUCACAAGAAAAACAUAAAAUUGUGUAUAAAUUGAGUUUAAUUUACAAGAAAGAACACAAUUAGAAUAUAAACCAAAGUCCAUUUUAGUGCAUAGUGAAGGAUCAGUGUUGCUCAGGAGCUCCAUUGCUCUUCUUUGACAUAGUGCUAUGGGAAGUUUUAUAUUGACCUGGGAGAGAUCUUGGGGCCACAGUUUAAUAUCCCAUCCAAAAGAUGUGCUCAAAUUUCUGCAAUGGAAUUUCUGAUUCAAACUGAGCCAAGGCUGGCUCCUAAUAAUGAGGCCUAAAUUCUGUAUCAUUGAUUGACUGUGAAUGGUGACUGAAUAACAUCGAUUACAAUAGAUCAAUAAAGAAAAACGCUUGCACUUUUCAUGGCCUCAGAAUGUCCCAACGCUCAGUAGGACCAAGUAACAUCUGAAUAGAAGACUAAUAUGGUACCACUUGCUCUGGGUAGCACUGAGGACUGCCAAAUGUACCAAUUUUAAGAACCAAUCAUAAUUAAUAUUUUCAAACCAAUGUGAAAGUGCAUAGAAAGAAUUGUGAGAAACUGUAAGAUGGUUGUACUGUGAACAUUAUGAAAUGUCUUUAAUAUUUGUUUUGUAAUGUAUGUUUUACAUUUGUUUUUUGCUCUGGGAAUUUUAUCUAUUUAUUGAUAAAUUGUAUUGUUGUAUUGGCCAGGAUGUCAAGAACUGCACAAAAGAAAUCUAACUUUCCUGUGAUGUGGCAGGUUAUUUAAUAUUGUGUCCAGAUACAUUUGCACAUUUGUUUGUUUCAGUAGAAUUUGAGCUGGAUGCAGUGUGACAAUUCAUUCAUAUUUAAUGUUGACAUAAAUCUGGUGUGACAUUUCUGUACUGGAUAAUUAAAUAUAGGAUUAGCUAAUUCAAA